Molecule: messenger RNA, 1688 nt
Organism: Pseudopipra pipra
Lineage: Eukaryota; Metazoa; Chordata; Aves; Passeriformes; Pipridae
Product: beta-1,4 N-acetylgalactosaminyltransferase 1-like
Biological process (GO): ganglioside biosynthetic process
Molecular function (GO): acetylgalactosaminyltransferase activity
Source: RefSeq, a predicted model, not a curated record
GUGACCUACACCAACACCCAGUUCCACCCCGACACCGCCGACAUCGUUCUCCACCGACGGUCACUCCGCCGCCUUCUCCAUCCGCAUCCGGCACCCGCCCACCCCCCCGCCUGUACGGCCCGGCCGGGACCCCCGGGGACGGCGACGGGGACGGGGAGAGCGCCGGGGACAGCGCCGGGGACGGGGGGUACAACAUCUCUGCGCUGGUGACCGUGGCCCACCAAGACGUUUCCUGCGCUACGACAAAACUGCGCGGGCUGAUCGCCAGCAUCCGCCGCUUCUACCCCUCCGUCACCAUCGUGGUGGCCGACGACAGCCAGCGCCCCGAGCCCCUGUCCGGGCCGCACCUCGAGCACUACCUCAUGCCCUUCGGCAAGGGCUGGUUCGCCGGGAGGAACCUGGCGGUGUCGCAGGUCACCACCAAGUACGUGCUGUGGGUGGACGACGACUUCAUCUUCACCCCCCGCACGCGGCUCGAGAAGCUCGUGGACGUGCUGGAGAGAACCAGCCUGGACCUGGUGGGGGGCGCGGUGCGGGAGAUCACGGGUUACACCACCACGUACCGGGCAGCGGCUCAGCGUGCGGGGGGGCGGCGCGGGGGGGCGACUGCCUGCGGAACCCGGCCCGGCUUCCACCACCGCCUCGCCGGCUUCCCCGCCUGCGUCGUCACCGACGGCGUCGUCAACUUCUUCCUGGCCCGCACCGACAAGGUUCGCCAGGUGGGCUUCGACCCCCGCCUGCGCCGCGUGGCUCAUCUCGAGUUCUUCAUCGACGGGCUGGGGGUGCUGCACGUGGGCUCCUGCGAGGACGUGGUGGUGGACCACGCGUCCAAGCUGGCGCUGCCCUGGCGGCGCUCGGAGGGCGAGCGCCAGUACAACCGGUACCGGUACCCGGCGGCGCGGGACGACAGCCUGCGGCUCAAACAGCGCCUCUUCUUCUUCAAGAACCGCUUCAAGUGCAUGGCCGGGGACUGACACGGCCACCGCCCCGGCCACCGGCACGGCCACCGGCACGGCAACCACCCCGGCCACCGGCAUGGCCACCGGCACGGCCACCGGCACGGCCACCACCCUGGCCACCACCCUGGCCACCGGCACGGCCACUGCCUGGGGGGGCUGACGGUGCGGUGACACAGGGACACCUCCAAGGGACACCCUCAAGGGACACCCCCAAGGGACACCCCCGAGGGACACCCCCGGAGCGCCCGCUGGGCCACUGGCACCGGAGUGGCCCCCGAGUGGCCCCUGGGCUGCCACACCCCGUGGGUCACCCCCAGAGUGGCAUCAGUGCCACGGACACUCCAUGGGCCACCACCCUGGCCACUGGGAUGGCCACCGCCCGGGGGGUGCUGAUGGUGACACAGGGACACCCCCAAGGGACACCCCCCGGGCCACUGGCCACCCCCGGAGCACCCCCUGGGCCACUGGCACCAGGGUGGCCCCCGGGCUGUCACACCCCGUGGGUCACCCCCCUGGGGUAUAGGGGAUGGGGCUGUCACACCCCGUGGGUCACCCCCAGGGGCAUCACCGCCAUGGACACUCCGUGGGCCACCACCACUGGGGUCCCACAGGGCCACUGAGGGUGGGAUGGCACGGGGUCACCGCUCCUGGGCCACCCCGUGAGCCACCACUGCCCUCGGGGUGGCCACAGGGCUGCUGACACCUGGGUGACCCCCGAGUGACCCCUGG